Molecule: messenger RNA, 1596 nt
Organism: Aspergillus tanneri
Lineage: Eukaryota; Fungi; Ascomycota; Eurotiomycetes; Eurotiales; Aspergillaceae
Product: ankyrin repeat domain-containing protein
Exons: 1
Coding region: 1-1596 (531 amino acids)
Cellular component (GO): cytoplasm
Molecular function (GO): protein binding
Source: RefSeq, a predicted model, not a curated record
AUGGCUAUGGAAACUGAUAUUACCGAUGGGCCAGCGGCUCCAGGUCCUAAGAGCAAACUCGAUGUGGCAUUAUUCUUAGCGGCAAGUAAAGGCUACGAUUCAAUUGUACAAUUACUUCUCUCGACUCCCGGCGUAGACCUUGACUGCAGAGACGAAGACGGCCGAAGUGCGUUAUCCUGGGCUGCGGAGGAGGGCCAUGAAAAGGUUGUGAAGCUUCUUCUCGACAAUGGCGUUGACCCCAACGCCAGGGACACGAAACUCGGCUACACGCCGCUAUCAUGGGCCGUGAAGAACGACCACGAGAAUGUGGUUGUGCCGCUGCUUGGAUGCGGGGGGGUCGAUACCAAUAUUGCAGAUUCAACUGGACAGACGCCGCUGUGCUUGGCAGUAGGGAAGGGAAAUCCAACGAUGGUGCUUCUUCUGCUAAAGGCGAAUGCCGAUCCGACCGUCAAGGACAUCAAUGGACGCACGCCACUGGUGUGGGCUGCCGAGAAGGGCCAAGAAGAGGUGCUUCUGUUGCUCAUUAGCUCGGGGAAAGUGGGUGUCAAUGACGCAGACGAUGCCGGGUGUACGCCCCUAUGGUGGGCCGCACGCAGUGGAAGCUUGGCCAUUGUGCGCCUGUUAGUUCGACAUGGGGCGGAUAUGAACGCGCAGCCAGCCGUCAGCGCAGAGGACGGUAUGAAAAAGCCGCAUGGCACGGCCCUAUACCAGGCGGGUCGAAAGGGACAUGUGGAUGUGGUGAAGUAUCUCAUCAAAAAGGGAGCUGAUAUUAAUGCACCAUCAGGGGAGAUGGGGCUGCCGCUGUUACUGGCACUGGUUAUGUAUGAUCGAAGCAAACACCGCAUGAAGAUGUUGCAGCUCUUACUGCAAAAAGGAGCUGAUGUUAAUGGGAAGGACAUUUUCGGGCACACGAGUCUCCAUGUCGCCGUGAAGGAGGGAGAUAUAGCACUGGCAACUGCAUUUCUAAAAAUGGGAGCCCAGGUGGAUGCUGCCGCCAAGGAUGGGACAACACCGUUGCACCUCGCUGUCAAGAUGGGAAACGACCGGAUCGUGGAACUUCUACUAGCUAACAGCGCCGACGUGGAGGCGCAGGACGAGUCGGGCGACACCCCACUCCAUCUGGCGGCGGCGGCAGGAGACCGGAAUCUGGUUGCGUUACUGCUAGACAGCGCAACCGACAUCAACGUGACGAACCACUCGGGGGAAACGCCGCUGCACAAAGCAGCGGAGCAUGGCCACCGCAAGAUAGUAGACUUUUUGACCCGCAAGGAAGCCGACGUCAAUGCGCCGGAUGAUUACGGCCAGACGCCAUUGCACAAGGCCGUGUGCUCCAAAAGCCAUGUGAUGCGGUUCCUGGUGAACAAGAACAGUGAUAUCUUCGCACGAGAUAUGUUUGGACAGACGGUGUUGCAUAUGGCUGCAGCUGCCGGGUUACGAAACGAUGUCCAUUUUUUGCUCGGCCAUGGGGCAGCCGCAGACGUCAAGGAUGAUAACGGACAGACGGCGCGAGACCUAGCUACCAAGGCAGGAGCCACGGAUGUCGAGCAGUUGCUGGAUGAGAUGACCCUGGUGUCGGCGGAGGCGCCGGCGGAGUGA